Messenger RNA from Priapulus caudatus, 776 nucleotides. RefSeq names its product CUGBP Elav-like family member 1-A. Lineage: Eukaryota; Metazoa; Priapulida; Priapulimorpha; Priapulimorphida; Priapulidae. Gene Ontology annotation, biological process: regulation of alternative mRNA splicing, via spliceosome; mRNA splice site recognition. Gene Ontology annotation, molecular function: mRNA 3'-UTR binding. Gene Ontology annotation, cellular component: cytoplasm; ribonucleoprotein complex; nucleus. The record is from RefSeq and is a predicted model, not a curated record.
GCAUCGAACAUCGGAAGUUGUUCAUCGGCAUGGUCAGCAAGAAGAUCGCCGAGAGCGACAUUCGGCUGAUGUUCUCUCCGUAUGGCGGAAUAGAAGAGUGCACCGUGCUUCGGGGGCCUGAUGGAGUCAGUAAAGGUUGUGCGUUUGUCACGUACGGAACUCGGCAGUGCGCUCUGAGCGCGAUAAAGAAUAUGCACCACUCGCAGACGAUGGAGGGCUGCUCUGCACCGAUGGUCGUCAAAUUUGCGGACACGCAGAAGGACAAGGAGCAGAAGAAGAUCCAGGAGCAGAUGGGAGGCAGCAUGUGGAGUCUGCCCGGCCUAGCGACCGUACCUCCGCAAUACUUGGCUUCCAACACGAUCCCAACACUGGCUAACUACGCAACGCUGCAUCAACUUGGCUCGCCCACGAUGGGUUCGCUAGGCGUUCACUCGCUCGCCGCACACCUUGGUAAUAACACAGCGGUCGGCUUGCAUGGUGCUAAUCUGGCAGGCCUGAGCGCACCGAUGAUGGCAGCGGCGGGCUCCACGGCGGGAGAUCUCGCUCCCUCACAGACCUACAGCUCUAGCAUGCACAACCUCGCAGCGCUGAUGGCAGCUAACAACCACCCUUUGAGUUCGAUAGGCAGUAUGCACCAGCUAGCAGCACUGAGUCCAUCCAUCGCAUAUUCACAAGGCUUCCAACACGAUCCCAACAUUGUCAUUGUCGUUAUGUUGCAGGUUUCCAACACGAUCCCAACAUUGUCAUUGCCAUUAUGUUGCAGGCUUCCAACAUGA